Messenger RNA from Grosmannia clavigera kw1407, 531 nucleotides. RefSeq lists its product as uncharacterized. The coding region runs from base 1 to 531 and encodes 176 amino acids. The transcript is spliced from 2 exons. NCBI's taxonomy places the organism in Eukaryota, Fungi, Ascomycota, Sordariomycetes, Ophiostomatales, Ophiostomataceae. The record is from RefSeq and is a predicted model, not a curated record.
AUGCCUUCCAGGAAUGAUCCGACAGACGCUCAGACGUUAAGUAACACCAACAGCACACCACACAACGGAAACAUUCUCAGUGGUAAUAAGAUCAUCGCCAACUUGACGACUGCAAUGGUGGACCAUGGCACAGGUGCACCCGCUGAGCAGGCCCAAUAUGAUCUUGGGGACAAAAGCUUCACGGGGCCUCCAAACACGCCCCAAAACUUAUCCACAAGUAAUGCGGAAAGCCUCGAGGUCAAAAUCGGGGAAAACUUGUCCCAGUUUGCUGCCACUACCGAAGUAGACGAUGAAGCCAGGGCCAGGGGUGAGGCAGCUCUUCAGCAAGUGCGUCUUCGGCGGCUUCUUGGGGGAUCGAAUUGGAGGGUCGACAGAGUCUCUGUACUGACCGGUGAUGUUCCGGAGAGGCGAGCUCAUAGCGUCUUGUAUGCCUUGCGCUAUGCGCUCGCAUCGGACCUCUUGUGCGAGUACGUGACGGAUACCCUGGAGCAAAAUGGGAAUAAUGAGCUGGUGGACGAAGAGCACAUGUGA